This is a messenger RNA of Quercus lobata, 754 nucleotides long. Its product is annotated as histone H2B. Bases 104 to 550 code for a protein of 148 amino acids. NCBI's taxonomy places the organism in Eukaryota, Viridiplantae, Streptophyta, Magnoliopsida, Fagales, Fagaceae. Gene Ontology annotation, cellular component: nucleosome. Gene Ontology annotation, molecular function: structural constituent of chromatin; DNA binding; protein heterodimerization activity. The transcript has a single exon. The record is from RefSeq and is a predicted model, not a curated record.
CCCCACACACAAAAAAUAUCUCACACCGCUUCUUCAAUACUCAAUCAAAAGUCCUUUUAUUCUCUGUUCCUCUUUACCCCUUUCACUUUCCAAGAAAUUCCCAAUGGCUCCCAAAGCUGAGAAAAAGCCCGCCGAGAAGAAGCCGGCAGAGGAGAAGAAAUCAACCGUCGCCGAGAAGGCUCCGGCGGAGAAGAAGCCGAAGGCCGGGAAGAAGCUCCCCAAGGAAGGCGGAGCUGGCGCCGGAGACAAGAAGAAGAAGCGCGUGAAGAAGAGCGUGGAGACUUACAAGAUCUACAUCUUCAAGGUCUUGAAGCAAGUUCACCCAGACAUCGGUAUCUCCAGCAAGGCCAUGGGGAUCAUGAACAGCUUCAUCAAUGAUAUCUUCGAGAAGCUCGCUCAGGAGGCUUCCCGAUUGGCUCGCUACAACAAGAAGCCAACCAUUACUUCUCGGGAGAUCCAGACCGCGGUUCGCUUGGUCUUGCCCGGUGAGCUCGCUAAGCACGCCGUGUCUGAGGGGACCAAGGCGGUGACUAAGUUUACUAGCUCUUGAAGUGUGGUGGUUGCUUGUGAUUUAUGGAAUUUGAAUGUGUUUAUUUGGCUAGGGUUAGGGUUAGGGUUUCGUAGAUGAAUGAAUGCUUCUUCUUUUGGUUUUUGAAUAUGUGGUUUAUGAAUCUGUUCUGUAUGUGAACAAUAUGGAUCUUCUCGAUCCAAAUUAUGUCUAUGGUAGAAAUGAAAUCGGAUAGCUUUUUCUUAA